UUCCUCUUCCCCUUCCCCGCCUCGCUUCCUCCCGCCCUCCCCUCUUCCCAGCGCGAUCCCAAACUCUGCCACUGCAAGCCGUCAGCCGCCCUUCUGGCGAGCGGCGCAAGCCUGCGAAAAGUUGCUCCGAGGGCGCCGGUGGGCAAAAGAAAAGCCGGACUUACAAACAAAAGCCAGCCAGCGAGAGAGCCGGUCCUGCUGCUGCUGCUGCUGCUGCUGCUGCUGCUGCUUGCCUAGCUCUAUUCCCCCGCAGGAGGGAGGAGAAAUCGCAACGACAGCUUCGCCGGAUUGUCUUUCUUCCUUAAAGUACAUACAUUUUCUCUUUGGUGCCAGCGGGUUUCUGGCAGCAGCAGGAGGAGAAGCGGCGGCGGCGGCGCGAUUUCUUUUGGGCUCGUUUGUUGCGCCGUUGCAUCGCCGUCGCCCCCGUUAGAGAGAAGGGGGAGAAGCAGAGCGUCGCGGCUGCCGUCUGACUCGCUCGCUCUGGGGCUUGGCUGCGGCUGCUUGGGCGAAGAAGAAAGUUACUUCGGGCUGGCUGGCCCUGGGAAGACUGGGACUCUGGAGUGAGGGGGCGAGCCGGUGAGCCUUCCUCCUCCUCCGCCGCCGCCUCCUCUCUCCAUCGAGAGAGGAGACUUUCGCCCACCCGAGCCCAGCACAAUGGCUGGCGAGCUGAGCAUCGGCCCCGAGCUGCCCACCAGUCCUUUGGCCAUGGAGUACGUCAAUGACUUCGACCUGAUGAAGUUCGACGUGAAGAAGGAGCCCCUGGGCAGAGCCGACCGCACGGGCAGGCACUGCACGCGCCUCCAGCCGGCGGGCUCGGUGUCCUCCACCCCCAUCAGCACCCCGUGCAGCUCGGUGCCUUCCUCGCCCAGCUUCAGCCCCACCGAGCAGAAGACUCACCUGGAGGACCUCUACUGGAUGGCCAACAGCUACCAGCAGAUGAACCCCGAGGCGCUCAACCUUACCCCGGAGGACGCAGUGGAAGCCCUCAUUGGUGCCCACCAGGUGCCCCAGCAGCUCCAGAGCUUCGAGAGCUUCCGGGCCACUGCCCACCAUCACCAUCACCCUCACCACCACCAUCAGCAUCAUCACCACCAAUAUGCAGGGGUCACCCACGAAGACCUGUCCGGCAAUGGGCACCCCCACCAUCACCACCACCCUCACCACCACCAGGCGUCUCCGACCCCUUCCAAUGCCUCCAACUCCUCCCAGCAGCUCCAGAACACGCAUCAGCCUCACCCCUCCUCGUCGUCCUCCUCGUCCUCCUCGUCGUCUUCUUCCAGCAGCGUGGAGGACAGGUUCUCCGAUGACCAACUGGUCUCCAUGUCGGUGCGAGAGCUUAACCGGCACCUGAGGGGCUUCACCAAGGACGAGGUGAUCCGCCUCAAACAGAAGAGGCGGACCUUGAAGAACAGAGGCUAUGCCCAGUCUUGCAGGUACAAGCGGGUCCAGCAGAAGCAUCACUUGGAGAACGAGAAGACCCAACUCAUCCAGCAGGUGGAACAGCUCAAGCAAGAAGUGACCCGGCUGGCCAGAGAAAGAGACGCCUACAAGCUCAAGUGCGAGAAAUUGGCCAGCAAUGGCUUCCGAGAGGCCGGAUCCACCAGUGACAACCCGUCUUCUCCCGAGUUCUUCAUAACUUUAACCUGGACUUUGCAAAACAAAGGGAUGGGCACCGGAGAAGCCAUCUAGAAUAUCUGCUUUGGAGUUCUUAAAAAACGAAAGAAGAAAGGAAAAGAGGGAGGGGAAUGCACGACGUACCUGCAAAAGGAGAGAGGACAGUAUAUACAGACUCCUCUUAUGUUGCCUGCCUUGAGAGAAAGCGAGAGUGAGAGUGAGAGAGUGAGAGUGAGAGAAUUCAGGUGGGACGUUUCCAUUGAAGAGAGAUAUGGGGAGACGCAACAAAAAGAGAGCGAGAGAGAAACCUCCUAGGUUUUAUUGCCUGCUUGAUUAUAUAGAAAAAAAAUACGAAAAAUCUGCAUUAAAAAUAUUAAUCCUGCAUGCUGGACAUGUACGGUAACUUCUAUUUUGUACCAUUUUCUUGUUUAAACUUUUCGCAUGUUGUUGAUCAUGGACCCUUAGCUUCUUCUUUUUUCUUCUCUGCUGUUACUGUUUGUUUUCUUUCAUUAAGUAAGAAAAUGUCACGAGUUAUAUAUAUAUAAUAUGAAAAGCCCUCCUUCUACAGCUCAUGCAAUUGUUUGUUGCUGUUUCUCUUUUUAUUUUUUAAUUUGGGCUCAAUCCACCAGGAACAUCUCCUGUGCACUUCUCAUUGAAAUGAAUAGGGCUGGUGCUCAAGAGUACAGUUGGUGGAUUGGGCCCUCGGUUAGCUUGUAAAUAUAUCAGUCACAUCAACCCACACAGGGCAAAACACAAGAACAUUUCAGCAGGCUGGUUUUCGAUGGUUUUGGUCAUUCUUUAGGAAAAUAAUCAACUACAAAAGAGAGAGUGUGAGAGAAAUUCUGGGCAUUUUUGCAUUCAGAAAACAACUUUGUAUAUUUGGUGCACUUUUAAAAGCUGUAACUUUUUUCUUUAGAUUUAGUUUUCAUUUUGGUUUUUGUUGGGCCAGAAAAUGACAUGCCUAACCUCUUAACACCCUGAUUUUAAAUAUACUGAGAAGUCAGAAAGAAUUAAGUUCCACUGAAGUAAAUUGGACUUAACUUCCAAGUCACUGUGCAAUCUUGUACAUGUCUAUUCGGAAGUAAGUCCCCUUGAGUUGUAUGGGGAUUGCUUCCACGUAGGUGGGUAUAGGAUUGCAGCCUAAGGAUAUUUAGAGGUGUCCUUCAGAAAGCGAAAAAAAGAAUAAUACUCAGUAAUCUAGGAAGAAUAUUAUUUAAAGUGGCAGUGUGUGAAUUCGAUGCUGGGUCUUCCCGCAGUCCAUCACUCCACAGCUAUCUUCUGUUUGGACCAUCUGAUUUUAUCAUACACUCAGGAAAAUAAAAGAGAGGUUAGAAUUUGUGAUUACCCCAUCCCACAACCCCCACCCAGGCAACAAUUGGCCACUUCAUUUCCUAACGCAGAGAGAUGCUAGUCAGUUUCAGGGGCUGCGUCCUGACCUGCUCACGUGCUUGUGUUCUGAUUGGAGUUAAGUUGAUCAGUGUAAUAUUAUGAAUGACUUCUGAAAGCAUAGGAAAACCUCUCUUUUCUUUCAAAAGAUGUUAGUUUUAAAGACAGAGACUUCACUUUGUCAAGGUGUAUUCUCUUGCAAUGUUUAAUCUGCUCCUUUAUGCAGCCAGUGAGAAUUUAGCCAAAUUUCCUAGCAACUGCGAAUAGUUAAUAGUUUGGAGUCUUAUGGGUGUUCUAUUCUGCUUAUUCUUCUUAUACUUUUUUCUUGUUUUGAUUUUUCCUGGGUUUUUUUUCCUCCUGCAGGUCAGUAAAAGGAUUUUAUGUUGCACUGACAAAAAUACCAAAAUGAAAACCUUUUAUUUUUUGUUUUCUUUUACGGAUUGCUGGCACUGCUGGCCGGAUGCAUUUUAAGUUUGUAUUAGUUUAUAAAUUAACAGUAAUACCAAGAAUCGUGAUAAAUGAAGAGCAUGGUGCUUGCCGUUUUAAAUAUUGUGGAUAUUAAUAGUCAUGCAUCAGAAAAUACCCCUCUGAGCUUUUGGGUUUUUACGGAUUCAACUGUGUUGAAGUCGCAGCAUCGCAGCAGCAGAAAAUAAUAAUAAUAAUAAUAAUGUUUUUAUUUCAUGUAAACAUUCUGAAGGGAUCAAUUUCAAAUCCUGCUUAUGAUAUGAAAAAUAUUAAAAAAACACCUCUUGGUCUUA
Molecule: messenger RNA, 3758 nt
Organism: Elgaria multicarinata webbii
Lineage: Eukaryota; Metazoa; Chordata; Lepidosauria; Squamata; Anguidae
Gene: MAFB
Product: MAF bZIP transcription factor B
Exons: 2
Coding region: 655-1689 (344 amino acids)
Biological process (GO): regulation of transcription by RNA polymerase II; regulation of myeloid cell differentiation
Cellular component (GO): nucleus
Molecular function (GO): RNA polymerase II cis-regulatory region sequence-specific DNA binding; DNA-binding transcription factor activity, RNA polymerase II-specific
Source: RefSeq, a predicted model, not a curated record